Messenger RNA from Cladocopium goreaui, 879 nucleotides. The record is from the annotation of a GenBank genome assembly. NCBI's taxonomy places the organism in Eukaryota, Dinophyceae, Suessiales, Symbiodiniaceae.
AUGGUGAUACCACUUCCAGCCAACGAGAGCAUCAAUGCUCUCCCCGAUGAGGGACGGCCACUACUGGUGGUGAUCAAGUGGUGCGUCAUUGGCCUUUGGAUCUUCUCCUUCGUCUUGGCCCUCUUCGCUCCCUUGAGUGUCCUCAGUUCGCUGGGCUUGGCAUUUUUUGGUACCUACCUUCUGGCCGAGGACCCACAGAUGAGCACCUGUUAUCAGCGCAUUCGUGAGACUGCACUUGGUCAGUGCUGUGGCACUGGCGGUUUGAGGAUGUUGAUGCCGUUCUUCCUCCUGGGUGCCAUCAACUCCUUUGUGGACGGCCUUGCAUUAAUCCAGAUGUUCUCCAGCUACGGGUGGAAGACCUUCAACUUUAUUCCAGUGGAUGUUUUGCUGUGCAUAUUCCUUUGUGAGUUCACCAGCAGCUUGGCAUCGUGGAGGAUCAUCAAGAUGGUGCUGCCCGUCUCCCAGUUUGAGAACGGCCGCUUGGACAACUUGGACCCAGUGCCGGGGCAGGAUACCAAGAGCUACCAGGAGCUCCAGGCCUCGCUCGACCCUUGGGAGGACCUGGUCCUGGAGGUGUCUCGAACCCCAGCGUCAGUGUUCGAGCAGCGGACUUCAAACCGUUUCAAGGAACAGGGCACAAGCUCGGUGGCUAGGUGCCAAUGUUCACCCCCAAACAGUGAGAAACUCGCAACGCGUUGCGCGCGAAACGCGCAACAACGGGACAGUCACAGUCUGUUUUUUGUGCAACAUGCCAUGGGUCAGUCGCAUCUGGAUGAGCAGUUUAAUAGUCUUAUGGUUUGCGAUAGUGUGUAUGUAUAUAUAUAUAUAAUAUGUGUUUAUUUAUUUAUGAUGUAUAAAUAUAAUUUUAUAAUUACAUAG